CAGCGCCGACCCGAGCCGUUCCUUCGGACUCAAAGUCUACGACCCUCAGCAGCCGGACGAGGCAGCGGGCAGCACCCCUCCACCCAUCCGACAUGAACGAGGUGCUGGCCUUUGAUGUCUUGCAGUCGGCUGUGGAGACCAAGGCCAUCGCCAGCGGCAUAUCCCUCGAGUUUUACCGCCGCGCCUGGCACCCCAACGUCGUCAGGCGUUAUGGCCACCACAUGGCCAGCAAGAGCACUCGGCACGGGGACCAGUGGCUGCUGCUCGAACUGCUGGAGGGGGCUCAGUCGCUGGGGCGGUGCUCGAAGGUAUCGGCCUUUGAGGCCAAGGCGGUGCUCUACGAGCUGCUCCGCAUGCUGGCCUUCCUGCACGAGAAUGACAUCGCCCAUGGCGACAUCUCUUCGGAGAACCUGGUGGUCUGCAGAAAGAUCGAGGGGCUGCCGCUGCUGAACGCCAUUGACUUCGGCCUCAGUGUCCAUGCCAAGACGCAGCAGGCGAUGGGGGCCGAGAGUGGGCGGGGGUUCCAGGGGGCGAGGGGCACGCCGGGCUACUUCACGCUCGAGAUGACCUGGCCGUACGCGGCACACAGCGACCCCAAGGGUAUCCACUCAGCCAGCCAGGAC
Molecule: messenger RNA, 623 nt
Organism: Vitrella brassicaformis
Lineage: Eukaryota; Vitrellaceae
Source: the annotation of a GenBank genome assembly